GUUCAAAAGAAGAAGUGACCAUCACCAAGGGGAAUAUUUACUAGCUGAAAGAGAAAAACACACAUACACACCAUCAUCUUGCACACAAACUCCAUCAUUCACAUAAGACUCUUCGUCAUGUCAGGAGCAGCAAAACUGAGGAAAUAAGGGGAUUUGUUGAUUCAGGAAUAAGAGCAGUUAUCAGCUGGAUAAAGAACUUACUGAAGAUGAAUAAAUGACGGGAAGUGUCAGAAGUGAUGUGAAGCUGCUCAGGUUGAGAAAUCCCCUGGAUUCCGAGUGUGUGUGUGUUUUCCCUGGUGUGUGGACCUCAAAACACAAAACACACAAAGUUUAGAAUUUAACAAAAAGAUGGCCGAUCUGAGACCUCACCUCACUCAAAAACCAAACCUGCCACCUAAACCAAAGCCACACACACCAAGCACCGUCACUACACACACACCGGCAGGGACCAGAGGACACACACAGGGUGUGCAUACGUCCUUAUUAACAACAACAGAGCACUUUCAACAGACAGGCCAUGUUUACUCAUCCCACGAGAACAGACAGAAAGAGGAGAGACAGAAGAGAGCGUGGACAACAGAGCUGCAGGUGGAUGUGGGACGAUCAGAGCCAGAUGGCAGGGAGACAGACGAAAGCGUUAAAGCAGAGCAGAGUGUGAAGAGCUUGACAACGCCCCCUCACCACCAAGAUGAGAAACACUGCCACUGCGUCUGUCACCUCCCCCAGCCGGGCAUGAGGCUGAUGUGGGUUCCUGUGGAGGACACAGAGGACAGAACACAUGCAGGACAAAACAUAAAUAAUGGCUCUCUACAGGGAUUUGACAAAUCUCCAGGCAUGGAGAACUCUGGCCGGAGACGGAGGAUGAGCAUCACAGUAGAACACACUCCUGUUAAAUCUACCACAAUGCCUCAGUGCUACAGCUGCCACAGUUUCCGCCUCCAUCACAGCCCACAGCACGAGGCGGCAAGUGAGGGCAUAUAUGAGAGCAUGGAGGUGUUCUUCUCUUCACCACCUCCUGAGGAACCCAUAUAUCUACAGCUCCAACCAUCUGAUCACACAUCCCCAACCCCGCCCACAAGACCAAUACCCCCACCCCGCCCACUCGCCACCCUGCAGGCCAAUCAGAAGGAGAAGCGGAGCACGCAGCCUGUUCUAGCGUAUGUACUCUCACCAAGAGGAGGCCGUCCACCAAUCAGAGCUCGCAACAGCUGUGAAAGAGGAAGCAGAAUCCCACCUCUGCGAAAACAAAAGACAGAGGACCAGAAACAAGGUGUAAACACAGAGACAAAAGAAGACACAGAGACUCGUGAUCAGGAGCUGGUGAUCUGUGAUGGAGAUGGUGGAGAAGAGCCGCUGCAGUGUGUGAGCUCAGCGCCCCACAGAAGGUGUGUGAGCGAGUGUGUGAUGCAAGGAGAGGUCACACUGUGGCAGCAUCUUGGAGCAGUGAAGCAGAGUGGAGUGUUACACACACUCACCUACAGAGAGAGACAGAGACAGGAGUGUAUGUUUGAGGUUGUGACCUCAGAGGCGAAAUACUUGCGUUCACUCAACGUGCUCAGAGAUCACUUCCUGGGGUCACGGGAGCUGGACGACACACUCGUCAUCCAUGACAAGAAGUCACUCUUCUCCAACAUCCUGCAGGUGCACGAUGUCAGCCAAAGGUUCCUGCAGGAUCUGCUGGCUCGAGUAGACGAGAGUGUGCUUAUCUCUGAUGUGUGUGACAUCAUUUACCACCACGCACACACACACUUUUCUGUGUACAUCGAGUACGUCAGGAACCAGGUGUAUCAGGAGAAAACCUACAGCAAGCUAAUGCAGUGUAACCGCAUGUUCCACACAGUAAUGAAGCGUUUAGAACAAUCUCCUCUCUGUAACCGGCUGCCAUUUACCUCCUUUAUGCUGCUGCCCUUCCAGAGGAUCACACGCAUCAAGAUCCUGAUACAGAGUAUUCUGAAGAACACAGUGGAGGGUUCAAAAGAGGAAAACUCUGCGUGUAGAGCUCUAACUACAGUGAAUGAGAUGAUCAAAGAGGCAAACACACAGGUGGGGCAGAUGAAGCAGAUGGAGGAGCUCAUACACAUCGCCACAAUGCUAGAGUUCGACAAACUCAAGGCGAUCCCUCUGGUAUCUCGGACGCGGUGUCUGGAGAAACAAGGUGAGUUACAGGAGCUCAUUAAAGGAGGAUCAAUGUUCAGCUUCCGCUUCCGUUUCAACCCCAUCUACAUCUUCCUCUUCAAUGACAUCAUCCUCCUCACACGCAGGAGCAGUGUAAAUGCAGAUCGCUUCCUGGUUCUUGACCACACCCACCGCUCUUUGGUUCAGAUUCAGACCCCAGAGGGAGGAAUUCAGUUAGACAACACCUUCAGUCUAAUAAUGCUGGAGAAUCACCAGGGAAAGAUGUGUGAGCGUGUACUAAAGGCUAACACAGAGUCAGACUUGCACAGAUGGAUGGCAGCAUUUCCAACGGUCUCUACAACAAAGCAGUUAAAUGAAGAGAGAGUGUAUGCUGACUGGGACUGCCCACAGGUCCAGUGCAUCCAGCAGUAUGUUGCGAAACAGGCUGAUGAGCUCAGCUUAGAACCCUCAGACAUCAUCAAUGUUAUACGAAAAACAAACGAGGGUUGGUGGGAGGGGAUUCGACUCUCAGAUCAGACGACUGGCUGGUUUCCUCACCAUGUUGUGAUAGAGAUCACUAACGAGCACCAGCGCCGCCGCAACCUCCUAGAACAAUACCGCAUCGCCCAGGCAGCCAAUCACAGCUUUACUACAGACAGCCAAUCACGGUGUUCCAAACUGAACUUUAUCACAGGAGGCCAGACCUGAGCACCAAGUUCACCUUGAGUGUCCAAUCACAACAGAGCAGAAGCACAGCUGGCUAAGUCAGGCACUCCAAGAGCUUCCACAGAUGCCAAACCAAACUCCAAAUGUUGCUUUAGAACACAGUUCACUAUUCAGGACAUAGACCUCCAUCAGCCAAUCAGAACAUGCUGAGCUCUGAGUGUGUCAUGUUUAAGAUGCAAAUAAACAUGGAACUAAAA
This is a messenger RNA of Neoarius graeffei (lesser salmon catfish), 3038 nucleotides long. It is a transcript of the gene arhgef15a, whose product is annotated as Rho guanine nucleotide exchange factor (GEF) 15. Gene Ontology annotation, molecular function: protein binding; guanyl-nucleotide exchange factor activity. The coding region runs from base 349 to 2823 and encodes 824 amino acids. The transcript is spliced from 17 exons. Gene Ontology annotation, biological process: activation of GTPase activity. The record is from RefSeq and is a predicted model, not a curated record. Lineage: Eukaryota; Metazoa; Chordata; Actinopteri; Siluriformes; Ariidae.